AGGAUAUUAAACGUUGGUGGAGCAGUUUUAAUGGCAUUCGCUCAGAGAGGCACUGAGUGGCUGUUAUUUCCGGGGGCCGCCUUCCACCUUCUGGGGGGUAACAUGUACACUGUAACUGGGAUGCAGAUGCCCCAGUUGUUUCCCUCCAGAAAGAAUACCCUGGGGACCCUGAUGUCUGGGGUAUGUGGCAUGAGCACGUUUACCUUUGUACUAGUCAAGAUCGCUUAUGAUAAUCACAUAUCUCACAAGGCGUCUUUACUCUGUCUUGCCGGUGUCUCGUUUGUUAUUAGCACGGUCACGACGAUUGUCCUUCCUCCAAGAGAGAAGAAAGGAAGGGACAAUGACAAGGAAAAACUUCAGAAGGAAUUGGAUUAUGUACCAAGUUCAUUAGCAGACCAUAAAAAACACACCAUCGACAGGAAUGGUCCCGUUUUCGUCGUUGCACUUACGUGUAAAAAUCACGAAGAGACGAAAGCUAGCGGGAUUCAUGACGGUGUUGCAGAUAAUAAAAAAACCGAAUCAAAUGGCGAAAUUACUGAGAAAGGAGAAGGAUCAACAAUCAUUGGCGAGUUAGCAAGACAAAACAGCACUGUGGAGUUGCUGUCAAAAGAUAGCUUUGCGUCCCUGGAAGCGGUUGCCGUGUCUUCACCUGCAGAUAGGACAGGACACACAAAGACGUUCGGAGACAUCUUACGCAGCCCCAUAUUUUGGAUGACUGAAAUCUGGUUCGUGUGUAAUGUACUGCUGGGAGUGGCAUAUUUUGGCGGUUUCAAUGCGAUGGUCGUGUUCAGGAACACUGGGGAAAGCCACCGGACAAUCAGUCUGUACACAGAUGUGUUUGGCUAUCUGCAACUGGCAGGAGGCAUACCAUUGGCGUUAUUAACAGGGUUUCUUAUUGAGCGUUCCAGUCGAAAACAAAGUAGUGUCGCCAAAGAGGCCGAGCCGAAAGCGUUCCUGUUCUCGUUCCUAGUAACUAGCACUGCAGGGUUACUUGUAUGGGUCUCCUGCGUGAUACCGGUGCUGGAGAUGCAGUUUACCGCCAUGGCGUUCCACUGCAUUCUUGGAACUUUUACCUACGCCACACAUAUAGCUUUUAUUGCCUUUGCGUAA
Lingula anatina is the source of this 1110-nucleotide messenger RNA. RefSeq names its product equilibrative nucleobase transporter 1. The record is from RefSeq and is a predicted model, not a curated record. NCBI's taxonomy places the organism in Eukaryota, Metazoa, Brachiopoda, Lingulata, Lingulida, Lingulidae.